Panthera uncia (snow leopard) is the source of this 3439-nucleotide messenger RNA. RefSeq names its product torsin family 2 member A (gene TOR2A). Gene Ontology annotation, cellular component: endoplasmic reticulum lumen; endoplasmic reticulum; nuclear envelope. The record is from RefSeq and is a predicted model, not a curated record. Lineage: Eukaryota; Metazoa; Chordata; Mammalia; Carnivora; Felidae. The transcript has 5 exons. Gene Ontology annotation, molecular function: ATP binding; ATP hydrolysis activity. The coding region runs from base 1938 to 2903 and encodes 321 amino acids.
GGUAAAUAGCCCCUUGGACAUUUCAGAUUCUACCAGGAGCCAGAGUUACAGCCAAUACUAAAAUCCAGUCCCAGGGGCGCCUGGGUGGCUCAUUUGGUUGAGUGUCAGACUCUUGAUUUCACCUCAGGUCAUGAUCUCGUGGUUCGUGGGUUCGAGCCCCAAAUAUAAAUAAAACCCAGUCCCAGUCCUGGAGGAGCUCACAGACCAGUGGUGGAGAUACAUGGCUAAUUCCAACCAGUGGGAGAAAUCCUGGGCAGCCCCUACUAAGGGGAAGCCCAGCUAAGUUUCCCACAAAAGCACUACCAAGCGUUUCAGAUGUUUGGGGUGGAAGGGUGCUUUUUUUUCUUUUUUAGAGAGAAAGUGCAAGUGAGCAAGGAUCAGAGAGAGAGAAUCCCACAACGGACCGAGAGAGAGGGAGAGGGAGAGAGACAGAAAGAGAGAGAGAGAGAGAGAGAGAGAGAGAGAGGCGGGGCUCACCCGCUCGUGCUUGCCUGAUAUGGUACUCGAACUCAGAAACUCUGAGAUCAUGCCCUUAGCCGGAGCUGAAGUCAGAUGCUCAAUGACCGAGCCACCUAGGCACCCGGGCUUUUUGAAAUUUCGGAUUCCAAUUCCCUCUGGAAAAUUGAGAACUGGAGAUAGAAGGUACUCCCCCUGGGUCACUGCAGCAGAAUGAGGAAGGCUGGAACCUGGGUGUCCUGACCUGGACUUCUUUGAAGUGGCCCCAGAAGGCUUUGUGUGUGUACAUGUGUGUGUGUGUGUGUGUGUGUGUGUGUACAUGUGUGUGUGUGUGUGUGUGUGUGUGCAUGUGCACACGAGUAGGGUAGCUGGGGAGGGAAUCUCUAAGAAGGGCCCUAAAAGCAGUUGUUUUGAUUCCAUGGAUAGGGGAGGUAGGCAAUAUGGAUCAAAACGAUUCCUGGCCAGGCUGGACACCUGUGGAGCCUGUUCACUGAAUACAAAACUUCUGAGGUCCUUUGCCUUCUAAAUCCUUUGAACAAGAGAGGCUGGCUAACAUAGUGCAUUAGAUCUUUGGCAGCAGCUUGACUUGGGUGGCCUUGGACAAGAGGCUUAAUCCCUUGGAUCCCAAUUUCCUCCUCAAUGAAAUGCGGACAAUAACAAGAUCAGUUCCUCAGGAUUGAUGUUCAAGCACUUAGGGCACAGUAGCUGCUAGGUAGGGGAUUGCCAUGUUUCAUACAUAAUAGAUUGUCAAUAAUCAUUUAUCGAUUACUGAGGCAAAACACUUUGCCUGUAUCUCAUUGAAAUAUCACCAUCUCUUAUUUUAAGUUUAUUUAUUUUGAGAGAGAAAGAGAGAGAGAGAAAUAGAGUGAGAGAGAAAGAGAGAGAGAGAGAGAGAGGUGGAGGGACAGAGAGAGGAGAAUCCUAAGUAGGGUCCGCACUGUGAGAUCAUGACCUGAGCCAAAAUCAAGAUUCCGACGCUUAACCCACUGAGCCACCCAGGCGCCCCCAAAUAUCACUAUUUCUCUUCCUGACAGGCACUGUUAUGAUCUAUAAGGCACCUAACACUAAUGGCACGUAGUAGGUGCUCACCAAAAGCUAUAUUACUGAGCGCUCUUUUAUCGUGUAAAAGAAAAAAAGAGCACGGAAAGGGCUCUUUGCAAGUUUUAAGGUGCCGCACAAGUUUUUGCUACAAUUGUUACGUCACCCUUUGUGGCAUAAACCUUUAUUAUUCUUUCGGGCACGAUUAUGGUCUCCUAGUUACCGUGGCCAUGGAAACGUGGCCCGCCGUCCUGGAUUGGACGGUUCGCGGGCUCCCCCUAGAGGCUACCUUGCGGUUCUGCUGCCGGACGGCGGCGCGGGCCUUUCAGAGGGGAGCCGGGAGUUGUAGUCUACGGACAGUGGCUGCCACGGAAUGAUGCACGCCGGGAAUUGUGGUUCUAGGGAGGGGCGGUUGGCCCAGACCCGGCUCCGGCCUCACCCGUAUGGCGGCUGCGACACGCGGCUGCCGGCCCUGGGGCUCGCUCCUCGGGUUGCUGGGGUUGGUCUCGGCCGCGGCCGCCGCCUGGGACCUGACUUCGCUGCAUUGCCACUUCGGCACCUUCUGCGAAUGUGACUUCCAGCCUGACUUCCAAGGUCUGGAGUGUGACCUGGCCCAGCACCUUGCCGGCCAGCACUUGGCCAAGGCGCUGGUGGUGAAGGCACUGAAGGCCUUCGUGCAGGACCCAGCUCCCACCAAGCCACUGGUCCUCUCCCUGCAUGGCUGGACAGGCACUGGCAAGUCCUAUGUCAGCUCCCUGCUGGCGCGCUACCUUUUCCGGGGUGGUCUCCGCAGCCCUCAUGUACACCACUUUUCCCCCGUCAUCCACUUCCCCCACCCCGGCCACGUGGAGCGCUACAAGAAGGAUCUUAAGAGCUGGGUCCAGGGGAACCUCACUGCCUGCAGCCGCUCCCUCUUCCUCUUUGACGAGAUGGACAAGCUGGCCCCAGGCCUGAUGGAGGUCCUGCGACCUUUCCUGGGCUCCUCCUGGGUUGUGUUCGGGACCAACUAUCGAAAAGCCAUCUUCAUCUUCAUCAGCAACACUGGUGGUGAGCAGAUCAACCAGGUGGCACUGGAGGCGUGGCGCGGCCGCCGGGACCGUGAGGAGAUCCGCCUACAGGAACUGGAACUGGUCAUCUCCCAGGCUGUGCUGGACAACCCGCACCAUGGCUUCUGGCGCUCAGGCAUCAUGGAAGAGCAUCUCCUAGACGUCCUGGUGCCUUUCCUCCCACUGCAGCGGCACCAUGUGCGGCACUGCGUGCUCAACGAGCUGGCCCAGCUGGGCCUGGAGCCAAGGGAUGAGGUCGUCCAGGCUGUGCUGGACAGCACCACCUUCUUCCCUGAGGACGAGCAGCUCUUUUCCUCCAAUGGCUGCAAAACUGUGGCUUCCAGGAUUGCCUUCUUCCUCUGACUCUCUAGAUGGCACCCUUGCCCUCCUGGCCAGGCUGUGCAGGAGAGCCCUGGGGCCUCUUCAGUAGGGACUCUUUUCCUGAGCCUCCUGGAGAGUGAGACCCAGAGUCCAAAGUGAAGAUGAGGAGGCAUGUUGGCCAGGCCAUGGGCCAGGGGGCCAGGGCAGGCCCUGGCCUCUUAACUGCUCUCAGGGCAUCUUGGCCUUUGCUUCCUUCCCUAGGGAAACCACUGGUGACCCCAGAACUUCAGUGAGCCUUGACCUUGCCCUCCAGCUUGAGCCUUCUUAAAAUGUGAAUUGUAACUCAGGGACUGUGGCUCAUGGCUGCUCCCUCCCUCUUCAGUCUUACUCUUGGCCCCUUGGUCUGGCACCAUAUUCUCAAUCCUCCAUUCCAUACCCUAUGUCCCAGUAUCGUAAAGCCAAGCUGAGACUUCUCAGUCUCCAUGAACAGAUGGACACAAGCUGCCACUUGGGCCUAGUUUUUAAAGUUUUUAAUUUUAUAAGAGAACAAAUACAAUAAACUUAGCCAUGGGACCAGA